This is a messenger RNA of Ahaetulla prasina, 2749 nucleotides long. It is a transcript of the gene ZIC2, whose product is annotated as Zic family member 2. Lineage: Eukaryota; Metazoa; Chordata; Lepidosauria; Squamata; Colubridae. The coding region runs from base 168 to 1697 and encodes 509 amino acids. The record is from RefSeq and is a predicted model, not a curated record. Gene Ontology annotation, molecular function: DNA-binding transcription factor activity, RNA polymerase II-specific; RNA polymerase II cis-regulatory region sequence-specific DNA binding. Gene Ontology annotation, cellular component: nucleus. Gene Ontology annotation, biological process: regulation of transcription by RNA polymerase II; central nervous system development. The transcript has 3 exons.
CCCUUCCCGCCUGCCGGCCGGCUGGCCCAACCCCGCCUCAGCCGUUUAAUACCCUUCGGGUGGCCGCCUGCGCUUGGACUCGCUUCGGCAGCGCCGUUCGGUCUUUCUUUCGCUCCGCCGGCGGCGACAGCUCAGAGCCCCGGACCUUGGAGGGGGGUUCGAGCGGCAUGCUGCUGGAUGCGGGGCCGCAGUUCCCCGCGCUGGGAGUGGGCACGUUCGCCCGGCACCCGCCCCCGUCGGCGGCGGAGAUGCAAGAGCGCGAACUGAGCCUGCAGAACAGCUUCGUGGACUCGGCGGCGGCGGCGGCGGCGGCUCACCUGGGGGCCUUCAAGCUCAACGCGGCGGCGGCGGCGGCGGCGGCUCACGAGCUCUCCCCGGGGCAAGGCUCGGCUUUCAGCUCGCAGGCACCGGCUUACCCGCACGCCGCCCAUGUCGGCUCCUACUCCGGGCCGCCUUUCAACUCCCCGCGGGACUUCUUGUUUCGGAGCCGAGGCUUCGGGGAGCCGGCGGCGGGCGGCGGCGGGCAGCACGGGCUCUUUGGGGCGGCGGCAGCGGCGGCCACCGGCAGCCUACACCACCCGCACGCGGAGGCGCAGAGCCACCUGCUCUUCCCGGGCAUCGGAGAUCAGCAUGGCGCUCCCGGUUCCCCCAACGUACUCAACGGGCAGAUGCGCUUGGGCUUACCCGGAGAAGUCUUCGGUCGGUCGGAUCAGUACCGGCAGGUGUCCAGCCCCCGAACUGAUCCUUAUUCGGCGGCCCAGCUGCACGGCCAAUACGGCCCCAUGAAUAUGAACAUGGGCAUGAACAUGGCGGCACACCACGCUCACCACCCGCACGCCCACCCGCACGCCCACCACCAUCACCACCAUCACCACCACCACCCCGGGGCCUUCUUCCGCUACAUGCGCCAGCAAUGCAUCAAGCAGGAGCUGAUCUGCAAGUGGAUCGACCCGGAGCAGCUCAGCAGCCCCAAAAAGAGUUGCAAUAAAACUUUCAGCACCAUGCACGAGCUGGUCACCCACGUCUCCGUCGAGCACGUCGGGGGCCCCGAGCAGAGCAACCACAUCUGCUUCUGGGAGGAGUGUCCGCGCGAAGGGAAGCCCUUCAAGGCCAAGUACAAGCUGGUCAACCACAUCCGCGUGCACACGGGCGAAAAGCCUUUCCCAUGCCCCUUCCCGGGAUGCGGCAAGGUCUUCGCCCGCUCCGAGAACCUCAAGAUCCAUAAAAGGACGCACACAGGGGAAAAACCCUUCCAGUGUGAGUUCGAAGGCUGUGACAGGCGCUUUGCCAACAGCAGCGACCGGAAGAAGCACAUGCACGUCCACACUUCGGACAAACCCUACUUGUGCAAAAUGUGUGACAAAUCUUACACUCACCCCAGCUCUCUGCGGAAACACAUGAAGGUUCAUGAAUCUUCCCCGCAAGGCUCCGACUCCUCGCCUGCUGCCAGCUCUGGCUACGAAUCCUCCACCCCUCCCGGUUUGGUGUCCCCCAGCACAGAGACCCAAAGUACGGCCGCCUCCAACUUGUCUCCGGCUGCUGCUGCGGCUGCAGCCGCCGCAGCAGCGGUGGCGGCGUCUGCAGUUCAUCGGAGCGGUAGCAGCAGCGGCACGGGUGGGUCGGGCGGCGGCGGCGGCGGCGGCGGCGGCGGGAGCCACAGUAGCCUCACCUCCAAUUUCAACGAGUGGUACGUCUGAGGACGCCCAGUGCUGCUGCCACUCUUCUUGGAUCCCUGGGGACCAAGCAGUCGGAGUCCGUUUUGCAACUCUCUGUUUUGUCUCUCAUUCACUCUCUUUUUUCUCCUUUUGCUUGAAUUCGAAACAUUCCGAAGCAGAGAGAAAGAGAAAGACUGAGAAAGAGAGAGAGAAAUGCGGAGAGGGGCUCUUAAAAAAAAAGCGGAAUAUGGAGGAGCAAAGGGUUCUCCCCACCAGAGACAGCCGCUGCCUCCACACUUGCAAAUAUUCCGUAUGCAGAGAUUUGUCCUCCAAGCGCCUUGCGGACAAAAGAUCAAAGCUCGUCCAUCUCUCCCAGUGUACAUAGAAGAAUCCAAGGUGGUAAUCAACCUUUUCUUAUUGUAUAGAAAUUGGUCCACUUUGUGAGCUAUGGAUUGCUUUUUCUUUAUCAUUUCUCACUCAGAACUCUUUCUGCCUCUUGAGCAUCCUUUCUCUUCUCUUCUCUUCUCUUCUCUCCUCUCCUCUCCUCUCCUCUCCUCUCCUCUCCUCUCCUCUCCUCUCCUGGUUCCUCCCCAUUCUUAAAUUUACCAAUUUUAAAAGGGGAGAAGAGAAAAACAUGAAAGCAAAUGGUUUUUUCCCCCUGUAAUUGUGGUAUUGAAUAUUGUGUUCCCUUUAAAAGAGGCAACUUUGAUUGUAAACUUCAUUGAAAUAUAGAUCUGAAAGAUUUUUUUAAAAAGUGCCAAAGUCUCUAUGUUGUUUUCAAAAUGACCCAGAUAAAUUUCCCCCUUCUCCCAACACUUGUGAAUGUAUUUUCUGUUAGCUGGGUUUACAUGUGAUGUUUUAGUGCUUUUUGCUAGUUCCUGUUUGGAAAUUUGUGGGGGUGGGGUAGGGAAAAUAAACGUAGUGCUGUUAGGGAUUUUUUUUCCGUAAUAACACCCUUCCUUGUGUAAAUACCUAUUGCCAUAUUUAUCCAUUUGUAAUUAAAUUAUGGUAUUAACUUGCUACAGAGGAAACAGUAUUUAUAAAAAAUGUUUCUUAACUAUAAAUAUGUACAAUUGUGAGCAUAAACUGUUUCA